CGUACAAAAUUUUCAAGUGCAACAAAAAGCGAAAAAAAAACAAAAAGAAAAUCUCCUCGUCUAAUUGUCGCGACACUUUGGUAACCAAAAUUCGUUGUUGAGAAUUCGUGGUGAAAUCAGCCGAUUCAGCCGAUUAAGGUGGAGGAGGAGGAGGAGGAGUAGCAGCAGCAUGUCCUAUCAAAUAAAGCGUACACCCUAUUUCCGGCGCAUGUUCAACAACAGCCGUCGCAACGGGCAACUGCAGCGCCUGCGCGAGGAAUAUGAACGGAUACAGGAGUUUAACGAUCGCACCAUCGAGCUGAAGAUGCGUCAGGUGCGACUGAAGCGUCUGUUCCGUGAAAUUGAGGAUAUUAACGAGUCGCCGAGCACAUCGAAUGCCCAGCGCAGGCAUACAACGCUGGUGCAUUUGACGCCGGAGGCCAUACAGGCCCAGCAGCGGCGGGAGCGACUCGAGGCGCUGGAGCGUGCCCGUGAGCUGGGCCAGGAGAUAUCCCGACGCAAUGCCCAAAUGGCCGAAAGCGGCGCCGGUUUCUAUUUGCGCAGCGAACUCCGGCUAACGGCCAAAAUGCGCGCCGUUGACGAUGCCCGACGCGAGGCGCAGGAGCGACGCCAACGCGCCGCCCGUCGCAUCAGCUACGGCAAUGCCCAAUCGCGCUCCAACAUUGAGCGCAUCGUGCAGAGACGCCAGCGUCGCCUGGUUACCGGUGAUUCGGCGGCGACAUCAAUAAUGCUAGAUACCAGCCAUCAUCAGGCGGCCCAGCUGCCGCAGAGCACAUCCAGCCACAAUCAAUUGCAUCCGGAUCUAAUGAAGCGGGCAAUGCUGCAGCAGCGUUUGCAAUACGGCAACUCGCGCUCCAGCAACAAUAUGAUGCGCAGCCAAUUGGCUGCCGCGCAUCGUGUCAUGAAUUGUUUAUCGGCAACCGAUACGCUGACGGACGAAACGGAUCAGCUGCAGCAGCAGCAGCAGCUGCAGCAGCGGCAGCAGCUGCAGAUGCAGCUGGAUCAUAGAGAGCAGCCGUUGACUGUUGCCCAUUUCUCGCCCAGCUCCACCAGCAACAAUAUUGUCAACAACAACAGCAGCAACAACAACAACAACAACAACAAAAGCAACAAAAGCAACAACAUCAUCGUUGAUUCGGAAACAGAGAUGCAGACGGCAAUGCUGCCGCCAACGGAGCCGGAUAUGAUGCGCAACGACGAUGUGCCCACAACGAGCCAGAAUGCGCUCAGAUUGGCCGAUGUAACAACGGCAAUGGCUGCCACCAUAACGGACGCCAGCCAGCCGCCAUUGGCAGCGGCGCGCUCGAACAUAAUGCUGCACGAAACGAAGUCGGAUCGCGCCUCGCAGCGCUGGCAUCGCAUUCAGCUAACGUUGCCCUGGAUUAAGGUUAUGCACGAUCGACCGUUGUUGGCUUCCAGUGAAUUGCCAGCCGGACAGUUGCCCAUUGGCGGCGAUGAAUUGGGCAACAACAACAACAACAGCAAUAACAUCGAUAACAGCAACAACAACAACAAUAAUAAUAUGAAUAUUAAUAACAGUUACUAUAACCACAACAACAACAACAACAACAGCUCACCAACGGGAACGGGAGCCACAGAUAACUACCAAAGUAUCAGGGGACCAUCGUUAAUGCAAGAGGACUUGAUGCAGAUCAUGGAGCUGGACAAUGAGGGACAGUUGCCAACAAUGCAUGCACAUUGCAUUCAUCAAGCAUUUGGUCAAUAGCUUAAACGACAAAAUGUCUGUCCCAUAAAAAGAGGCCCAUAUAACACCAUCAGCAAGCUCCGAUAACAUCGUGGAUUGUCAGAGCAUUUCAUAAGACGAAACCGGAUGGAUCUGAUCCCUAUAUCAUAUCUGUCAAUUAAGUUUAUUGGGCGAUAAUCAAGUUUUUGCAAACACACAGUUCCUGCUCUAAAUAAUAACAAGAUGUUUUAUUGGGCCCGCGGAUGCAAUGGUUAUAUAUAUGUAUAUAUUUUUAAAUGUCAAGCCAGCCGACUGGAGAAACAAAAUACGCCUAAUGCGUAUUGUAAAACGCCCUACACCCUUCAAAAAAAAAAAAAAAAAAAAAAAAAAAACACAUCUACGAACAAUCGACGACUAAAUGCAGAAAAUUGUAUGCAACACAGUAUGAUAUACGCGUAUACCCUAUAUAUAGACCGUAUAUGGGCUAUAUAUAUGGGCACGAUAUGAUCCAUUUGCUUUAAGU
Molecule: messenger RNA, 2207 nt
Organism: Drosophila novamexicana
Lineage: Eukaryota; Metazoa; Arthropoda; Insecta; Diptera; Drosophilidae
Product: signal transducer and activator of transcription B
Exons: 3
Coding region: 170-1726 (518 amino acids)
Source: RefSeq, a predicted model, not a curated record